Molecule: messenger RNA, 692 nt
Organism: Tympanuchus pallidicinctus (lesser prairie-chicken)
Lineage: Eukaryota; Metazoa; Chordata; Aves; Galliformes; Phasianidae
Gene: ABITRAM
Product: actin binding transcription modulator
Exons: 6
Coding region: 22-543 (173 amino acids)
Biological process (GO): regulation of actin filament polymerization; dendrite morphogenesis; regulation of filopodium assembly
Cellular component (GO): lamellipodium; filopodium tip; nucleus
Molecular function (GO): actin monomer binding; actin filament binding
Source: RefSeq, a predicted model, not a curated record
GUGCGCCGUGCGAGCGGCAGCAUGGCGGCGGCCGAGACGUGGGGCGCGGCGCGGUACUUCACGCGCUGGUACAAGGCAGACGUGAAGGGGAGGCCGUGCGAGGACUUCUGCGUGCUGCAGCACUCCAACAGAAUCUGCGUCAUAACGUUGGCAGAAGCCCACCCUCUUCUUCAGCACGGAAGAACAAUUACAAGCAUUAAUUACCAAAUCAGUCCUAAUUGUAGCAGGCUUCAGAAUAAAGUCUCUGGGAAGUCCAAAAGGGGAGCUCAGUUUUUAACAGAACUUGCCCCGCUCUGCAGGAUAUCCUCAUCAGAUGGAGAAGAAUAUACCAUUUACAGUUGUAUACGAGGGCGACUGAUAGAAGUGAAUGAAAACAUUCUUAGCAAUCCAGCGCUUCUGCAAGAAAAGCCAUCAACUGAGGGAUACAUUGCAGUGGUUCUACCCAAAUUUGAAGAGAGCAAGAGCAUAACUCAAGGACUUCUGACACCAGAAGAAUACAAGGAAGUUUUACUGAAACGUCAGAAUUCUUCUUCAGGAAGUUAAUUAUACAGGCUAAAUAAGCUGCUUUUACAUCGUAACUUUCAUGGCAUUGAAAGGUGUGUCUGCUUAUAAAAGUGGAACUUGACAUAUUUGUUUUAUUCUUGUAUGAAACAGGCAAAAUAGUUUGUAUAUUAAAAUUGUCUUCUCUCACA